AUUCAAACCUAUCAGCGGUUUUUAUGAGAGUUUGGAAGAAUGAAGGUGAAAAGAGUAAAGCAUGCAAGAAAAUUUCUGACUUUGUUCAAGAAUUCCUUUGGGAUCUUUGAGCCUUACCAAAUAUUAGUUGAUGGUACUUUCUGUCAGGCGGCAUUGCAGACUAAAAUCAAUAUCAAGGAACAGUUACCAAAAUACUUAGAUGGAUCUAUUCAGUUAUGUAUCCUUAUAUGCCUAUAUGAGCUUGUUGUCCUCAAGCUGUUAUACAUGUACAGGUAUCUUAAAGAGUUUGGCAAUUUAAAAUUCCUUUGUUGCUUGUUUAUCAAAGGAACUGAGAACCAAAAUGGUUACUUUGUUGCAUCACAGGAUAGAACUUUGAGAAGGCAUUUACAGAAAGUUCCAGGUGUGCCUCUUCUCUUUAUAAAUCGCAACACAAUACUUCUUGAGAAACCUUCAACCACAUCCCAUCAAGCAUCUGAAAAGGUUGAAAUGUCUCGUCUCCAACCUUCUAAACAUGAAAAAGAAACGCUAGAAAAGCUGAGCGACUCCACAACAGAACUAAAACCACGCCGUAAACGAAAACGACCGGGGGGGCCAAAUCCACUCUCGGUACUGAAAAGCAAGAGGAAAAAGGACGACAAACACUCAGCUAGCGACGAUACCAAGAAAAAACGAAUUCGUAAAAGAAAACGGAGGAAACUGGCGUCACACGUGCAAGAUGCUCUACGGGAACACGUGACUGCAAGUGCCUCAUAAGGUCGGCAGAACUCUAUUAGUAGGCUGGUGUUAUUUAUUACAAAAAUGUGCAAUAGUUUCGGAGUGACAUUUUUCUGGAAUAUUAUGAUUCCACAA
Molecule: messenger RNA, 849 nt
Organism: Orbicella faveolata
Lineage: Eukaryota; Metazoa; Cnidaria; Anthozoa; Scleractinia; Merulinidae
Product: rRNA-processing protein UTP23 homolog
Cellular component (GO): small-subunit processome
Source: RefSeq, a predicted model, not a curated record